CCCAGAAAUUAUCUCGUAACCUACAUUUCCUCGUGCCAUUGGCCAACGAAAAAUCUUACCACCUUCCAACGUCAUUCAAUAGCCCCAAAAAUGAUGGCAAAUUGCAUGAGAAAAAUUGGCCAAGAGGCAUCACGACGUAACUACGCCACAUGGAAAGAGGUUUUUUCUGCAUUUUCGAGUGGCAAAAAUGGAUACGCUACCGAGGCCUCCUUCGAGACGAAGCCCUACAGACUCCACAAAUUAGACUCUGGUCCCUCCACCCAGGUGUCCUGCACCCGGGAGGAGGCACUCGAGCUCUACAAAAAAUUGCACACGAUUAGGCGAAUGGAAACAGCCGCUGGCAAUCUCUAUAAAGAGAAAAUCAUCCGAGGAUUCUGUCAUCUGUACUCAGGACAGGAAGCUUGUGCAGUAGGCAUGGUAGCAGCCCUGAAGCCCCAGGACUCUGUAAUCACAGCCUACAGAGCCCACGGAUGGACCUAUCUCAUGGGAAUUCCCCCAGUUGGAGUUCUAUCCGAAUUAACUGGACGACAGAGUGGAAAUGCCAGAGGAAAAGGUGGCUCUAUGCACAUGUAUGCGAGAAAUUUCUACGGAGGAAAUGGAAUCGUUGGAGCCCAGGUGCCACUGGGUGCAGGAAUAGGCUUUGCUCACAAAUACAAAAAAGACGGUGGAGUUUGUCUGGCACUUUAUGGAGAUGGUGCAGCAAAUCAGGGGCAGAUAUUCGAGGUGUACAAUAUGAGUAAACUCUGGGACGUUCCAACAAUAUUUGUAUGUGAAAAUAAUGGAUAUGGUAUGGGUACAAGUGCCGACCGAGCUGCAGCGAGUACAGAGUAUUAUACACGAGGAGAUUACGUUCCAGGAAUCUGGGUCGAUGGUAUGGAUGUGCUAGCUGUCAGAGAAGCGACAAGAUUUGCCCUGAAUUAUUGCAGAUCUGGAAAAGGUCCUCUAGUUAUGGAAACCGUCACCUACAGAUACAGUGGACACAGUAUGUCUGAUCCUGGCACAAGUUACAGAACAAGAGAGGAAAUCCAGGAGGUACGACAGACUCGUGAUCCACUCACUAGUUUCAAAGAGAAAAUUCUCAAUGCCAAUCUCGUCACUGCCGAUGAAUUAAAGACGAUGGAAGCAGAAAUAAGAAAGGAAAUAGACGAAGGAGUAAAGUACGCAAAAUCCGACAAAGAAGUCGACAAUCACGAAUUAACAACCGACAUCUACGUCAACAGCCUAGAGCCAGAGAUUCGAAAUGUAACUCCAUUCGGUUCACUAAAGCACAGCCGAUUGGGGCCAGCAGUGAAUGCAUCAUAAACCCAAAAUUAAUAUUACUAGUUAAUUUAUUUUGAUAAAAACAAAAAAAAGAACAAAAGAUAAACGAGAAAAUUACUGAGGGAACUUUGAAUAAUGACGGAAGCUAAAUUAUUAUCGAUAAUUAUCAGUGCACGUAAUUGUUCAUUAGGAAAAUCGGGAUAAUUUCCACUGACAAUUCCAACCAACAUCAAUUACCAAUCAGUAGUAAUUAAUUAUUAAUAUAAUAUGAAUUAUCAGUACGAAAUGCAGAUAAUUUACAAAUUAUUUCGCUUGUAAUCUCAUGUAUAAUUGUACAGUUAUCGUUUAAUUACGGAAUUGUCGAGUGGAUGGAGCAUCGUACGUGAAUAAUCUGAGAAUCGAUGGAACAAUUGUAUGAUGUCUUGUACCUGAUCGCAAUACCGAUAUUCUCGUAAAACGAGAGCCUGUUUAAAUUAUUAAAGAUGAUUCUAGAGUCUAGAAUCUAGACGAAUCCGCCAAA
Molecule: messenger RNA, 1780 nt
Organism: Fopius arisanus
Lineage: Eukaryota; Metazoa; Arthropoda; Insecta; Hymenoptera; Braconidae
Product: probable pyruvate dehydrogenase E1 component subunit alpha, mitochondrial
Exons: 7
Coding region: 91-1302 (403 amino acids)
Biological process (GO): pyruvate decarboxylation to acetyl-CoA
Cellular component (GO): intracellular membrane-bounded organelle
Molecular function (GO): pyruvate dehydrogenase (acetyl-transferring) activity
Source: RefSeq, a predicted model, not a curated record